Daldinia caldariorum is the source of this 887-nucleotide messenger RNA. RefSeq names its product mitochondrial ATPase inhibitor, IATP-domain-containing protein. The coding region runs from base 397 to 708 and encodes 103 amino acids. NCBI's taxonomy places the organism in Eukaryota, Fungi, Ascomycota, Sordariomycetes, Xylariales, Hypoxylaceae. Gene Ontology annotation, cellular component: mitochondrion. The record is from RefSeq and is a predicted model, not a curated record. Gene Ontology annotation, biological process: negative regulation of ATP-dependent activity. Gene Ontology annotation, molecular function: ATPase inhibitor activity. The transcript has 4 exons.
ACUAUUUUGCGUGACUAGUGGUUGCUGAUGAUGCUAUGUAUGGCCUGAGCACUGCACUUACAGCUGGAGAUUAGAUAAGAGGCUGGAGAGGCAAAGGAGGUACCUUAUGUACCUAAUGAGAACGGUGUUAGGAGAGUUCCGCUCCGGUUGCGUCCGUGCGUACCGUUCUUGUUCCGCCGGGUUUGUGGAAGCUUUGCCAUUGACUUCAUAGGUCAUAGGUGAAAGAGGCUGUUACGGGUUACCUAGGCUACCUAAGCUUCAAUUCGAACCUCCAACUUUUUUUGGGGGGAAGUGCCUCAAUUCAUCAAUCACACCACUUACACACGCAACAACCCAAUUCAACAGCAAGCAAGCUUCUUUUCCCCAGAAGAAGAAGAAGAAAACUAAAAGGCCAAAAUGUACCGCCAAACUCUUACCAAGAUCCCCUCUCGAGGCCUCGCCAUCGCUCCCUCCCGCGCGUUCACGACGACCAUCCGCGCCAUGGCAGAGGGCGACACUGGUUCGCCCAGCAAACUGGGCAGCUUCGGCGGCCAAGGUGACGCCUUCCAGAAGCGCGAAAAGGCCAACGAAGAUUACUCCAUCCGCCAGCGCGAGAAGGAAAAGCUCCUCGAGCUGCGCAAGAAGCUCCGCGAGCAGCAGGAUCACCUCCAGAAGCUCUCCGACCAUAUUGACGAGUUGACCAAGGAGCAAGGCGGCGAGCAUAACUAAAUGGGACGACUCAAUGCACCAAAUACUACCUAGCAUGUAAGAGAAGGAAUGCCGGAGUUCCGCUCGUUUACGAUGAUGUCUGGCGUCAGCUCGUGAGCUUUAUUUUUUGUGCUGUGUCACUAGAAGCAGUCUACAAAACCCGAUUUGUUGUCCCUCCAGUCAUCGCAUUUGCCAUGUCU